Molecule: messenger RNA, 1425 nt
Organism: Melospiza georgiana
Lineage: Eukaryota; Metazoa; Chordata; Aves; Passeriformes; Passerellidae
Gene: NYX
Product: nyctalopin
Exons: 2
Coding region: 1-1425 (474 amino acids)
Cellular component (GO): extracellular matrix
Molecular function (GO): protein binding
Source: RefSeq, a predicted model, not a curated record
AUGUUUGCCAUCGUUCUUCUAAAUGUGAUCCUUUGGGUCCCCCAGGCGCAGGGGGCAUGGGCCUGCGUGCGCUCCUGCCCUCCCAGCUGCGUGUGCACCCCGGAGCGGAGCUGCUCCGUGCGCUGUGACCGUGCCGGCCUGGGCCAGAUCCCCAGUGAGUUCCCCUGCGAGGCCUCCUCCAUCAACCUGGAUAAAAACAGCAUCAAGUUCCUGUCCGAGAGGGCCUUCGGGACGCUGCCUUCCCUCAAGUCCCUGUCGCUGAACCACAACAACAUCUCCUUCAUCACGCCGGGCGCCUUCAAGGGGCUGCCCAGCCUGACGGAGCUGAGGAUGGCCCACAACGAGUACAUCCGCUACCUGCACACCCGCACCUUCACCGCGCUGCGCCGCCUCGUCAGGCUGGACCUGGCCGACUGCAACCUCUUCAACAUCCCUGACAGGAUCUUCAUCGAGCUGCCCGCUCUGCAGGAGCUGUUCUGCUUCCAGAACAACUUCCGAAGGAUCCCAGGCGCCAUCAGGGGCAUGGAGAACUUGACCCAUGUGUACCUGGAGAGGAACAGGAUCGAGGCAGUGGCCUACAACUCCCUGCAGGGCCUGACCAAGCUGAAAUACCUGAAUCUGCAGGAUAACAAGAUAAAUGUCAUCCACGAGCGAGCUUUUCAGGGCUGUCAGAGGAUGGAGUACCUCUACCUGAAUGACAACUUGAUCAGUGAGCUUCCAGAAAACUCCUUUGAUGGCCUGAGGCGUCUAAAGAUGCUCAACCUGGGAGGGAAUUUUCUCAGGAACAUUUCCAACACCUGGUUCCGGGACUUGGGGGAGCUGGAGUUCCUCUACCUGGACCGCAACAGGAUCAGCUACAUCGAGGAAGGGGCUUUUGAGAACCUCACCAGCCUGGUGGCUCUGCACUUGAACAGCAACAACCUGACGACACUGCCCUUCUCCGUGUUCGAGCCCGUGUACUUCCUGGGCCGCCUGUACCUCUUCCGCAACCCCUGGGAGUGCGACUGCCGCCUCGAGUGGCUCAAGGAGUGGAUGGAGAACUACAGGCUGGUCAGGGACAUCCCGUGUGCCUCCCCCUCCUCGGUGGCAGGCGUUGAUCUGACGGACGUGCUCUUUGAGAGGUCUCCCGAAGGUUUCUGUCUGGACCCGGAGGAGCUGAACGUCACGUCCGAGCGGCCGACCCCCAGCGAGGAGCCUUGGUCCACCACAGAGAGCAAGUUCAACAGCCUUAUCUCCAAACUCCUGCUCCAGAUGGGCCUUCCCGAGGAGGUGGCAAACGCCACUGAAGUGUACAGUAACAGCACACAGCUGGACGGACAGACGGAAGGGGUUUCUUCUGGCGUGGGGGAGGACAGAACCGAGGCUGGCUCCUGUUCCUUGUACCUCCCAGCACUUCUGGCAGUGAUUGUUCUGCUGUGCAAAUAG